AUGUGCGAUGCAAGUGAUUAUACAAUUGGUGCAGUGUUGGGGCAGAGGAAAGGAAAGGUGUUUCAUUCCAUUUACUAUGCAAGCAAGGUCCUGAAUGAUGCUCAGCUGAAUUAUGCUACUACUGAAAAAGAAAUGCUUGCUAUUGUCUAUGCACUGAAGAAGUUUCGAUCGUACUUGGUUGGAUCAAGAGUGAUUGUGUUCACAGAUCACGCAGCCAUCAAGUAUCUUCUCACAAAGGCCAAUUCCAAACCAAGGCUAAUUAGAUGGAUUCUCUUGCUUCAAGAGUUUGACUUGGUCAUCAAGGAUAGAAAGGGAUCAAAGAAUUUUGUGGCUGAUCACCUAUCAAGACUGGUCAAUGAAGAAGUCACGCACAAAGAACUGGAAAUCCGUGAUGAAUUCCUAGAUGAAUCACUGCUGGUUGUGAAUGAGAGACCAUGGUUUGCUGACCUUGCUAAUUAUAAGGCUGCAGGAAUCAUCCCCAAGGAUUUUAAUUGGCAUCAGAGAAAGAAGUUUUUGCAUGAUGCUCGCUUCUAUAUUUGGGAUGACCCACAUUUGUUUAAAAUUAGAGCAGACAAUUUGCUGAGAAGAUGUGUGACCAUGGAGGAGUCCAGAAGUAUAUUGUGGCACUGCCAUAACUCUCCUUGUGGGGCUCACUACAGUGGGCAUAAAGCAGCAACAAAAAUCUUGCAAUCUGUCUUCGAUUGUUGGGGUAUUGACUUUGUUGGUCCUUUUCCCUUAUCUUAUGGGAAUAAGUACAUAUUGGUGGCCAUUGAUUAUGUUUCUAAAUGGGUAAAGCCUGUUGCUACUCCAAAGAAUUAUGCAAAGACUAUUGUCAAGUUUCUAAAGAAGAACAUAUUUUCGUGCUUUGGGGUACCAAGAGUCUUGAUCAGUGACGGUGGCUCACAUUUCUGCAAUGUCCAACUUCAAAAAGUGUUGGGGCACUACAAUGUAACGCAUAAGGUGGCCUCACCUUAUCACCCUCAAACAAAUGUUCAGGCUGAGGUCUCUAACAGGGAAUUGAAAAAGAUAUUGGAGAAGACUGUGGUGUCUACAAGGAAGGACUAG
This is a messenger RNA of Glycine soja, 1065 nucleotides long. RefSeq lists its product as uncharacterized. Gene Ontology annotation, biological process: DNA integration. The record is from RefSeq and is a predicted model, not a curated record. Bases 1 to 1065 code for a protein of 354 amino acids. Gene Ontology annotation, molecular function: nucleic acid binding. The transcript has 2 exons. NCBI's taxonomy places the organism in Eukaryota, Viridiplantae, Streptophyta, Magnoliopsida, Fabales, Fabaceae.